Messenger RNA from Theileria parva strain Muguga, 6033 nucleotides. It is a transcript of the gene rpa1, whose product is annotated as RNA polymerase Rpb1 domain 5 protein. Lineage: Eukaryota; Apicomplexa; Aconoidasida; Piroplasmida; Theileriidae. The record is from RefSeq and is a predicted model, not a curated record. Gene Ontology annotation, biological process: DNA-templated transcription. The coding region runs from base 1 to 5991 and encodes 1996 amino acids. The transcript is spliced from 7 exons. Gene Ontology annotation, cellular component: RNA polymerase I complex. Gene Ontology annotation, molecular function: DNA binding; DNA-directed RNA polymerase activity.
AUGAAGAACUACGAAUCCACAGUGUCGACGGAAGUCAAUGGAUUGUCCUUUUCAUUUCUGUCGAGUGCUGAAAUAAAGUCGCUGUCGUGUUCUGAAAUCAAAAAUGCUGGGAGAAUCGAUCACGAAUCUGCAGGAAAGUCCUGUAUAUAUGAUCCGUCCAUGGGAUCAACAGAGAUCUACAGACUGUGCUCAACGUGUAACGAAAUGACAAACUGUGAUGGGCAUUUAGGCCAUAUCAACUUCGCAAUACCGCUGUUUCACCCAAUGAUGAUUAAUAGUCUUUGCAAACUACUAAAGGCGGUGUGUUUCUACUGCGGAAAUUUGAGGUUGAAGCAUAGAACGUUGGAGAAAUUCACGGUGCUUUUUGAGGCUUCGCAAUCAGAAAAUAUGCGGGACAUGAUUAUAUUAGAUAAAAUCCUAAGCAUGAACGAAGAGAGAGAGGAAAACGCGGCAGAGAGAGAUAAAAUAGUCAAUUAUCUUUUGCACAGAUUGAAAAGAAGAGAACGCAUGAUGAAUAAAAGGAAUGGAAACAAAAGUGAAUUUUUACAUAAUCAUACAGAGAUGAAGCAUGAUUCCAAUAUUUGGAAUGAGAUAAGAGAUCGGUUUUUUAAUGAAGCUGCACAAUUGUGCGGAUGUAGCUAUUGUGAAGGGAAAGGCAAGGUGAUGAUAAAACCUUCAUCUGAUUUAUCGUAUAUUGAAGUAUCAUGGCACCAAAAAGAUAAUCCACCCAAACUUAUUAAAAGUUUAAAACAAUUUAUUGAAGAUGAGUAUGGUGAACCUGACGCAUAUGAAAGAUGGAAAGCCUUGAGGAGUGAACAAAAUGAUAAAAAUGAGGAAGAAGAAAAGAUGCUUGAACUGGUAAAUAAAGUCAGCGAGGAUAUCACUUCAUCCUCACUUAAAAGCCUAAACCAAACAGGGAAGUCAGUAAACAUGGUGCAUUUACAAUCAUUCCACCUAUUACCAUAUCUAGAUGAAUUGUUCAGAAAGGAGUCGGAAUUUUUGAACCAUUUGUUCCCACAAUCAAGGUUACACGGAUAUAAAAUAUUCUUCAUGGACUGCAUGGGAGUGUCAGCCAACAGGUUCAGACCACCCUUAGUAACAGCAGAUAAACAGAUAGUACUACACUCGAGAUCAACAGCACUACUAGACAUAGUGAUGACAAAUGAGUUUGUAAAACUGUUGCUUCAGUUUAAAUAUUAUAGCGAGGAAACAAACUCUAAUGAUAGUGCUAGUGAUGCUAGUGAACAAUUGAACGGAGUGAAUAAUGAAGUGAAACCGAAAGCAGGAAAACUGAGCCUGGUGGAAUAUCUGUCAAAAAUGAACUAUAAGAUUGAUGAGAAGCAAUUGGAACAAUUUGAUAAUUACCUAAAGGACUAUAAGGACUUGAAUGAAGCAAUAAGAGACCAGAUAUUAAACUUGCAGAAGAAACUGUCAUCAUACAUGGAUAAUGGUAACCCGAGACCGGGAAUAAAACAGACAAUGGAGCAUAAAACUGGAACAGUGAGACAAAAUAUGCUAGGAAAGAGAGUAAAUUAUUCAGCACGUACAGUAAUAGCACCCGACUGUUUUAUAGAUACAAACCAGAUGGGAAUGCCACUGAAGUUUGCAUUGGAACUCACAGUUCCAGAAUAUGUAACUAAAUAUAACGUAAACUUUUUGAGAAAACUGGUUAUAAAUGGACCAAAGGUAUACCCAGGAGCAAAGAUGCUGAGAGACACUAACGGAAAGAUUUACAAUUUGUCAGCAUUAACCUACAAUGAAAGAGUUGCAAAAGCCAAAUUACUGUUAGUAGGUUUAUCAGAAGGAAAUGCAACAAAGAUAGUAUACAGGCAUAUACUGGACGGAGAUGUAGUAUUAAUGAACAGACAACCAACAUUACAUAAACCAGGAAUUAUGGCACACUUUGUAAAGAUACUCACAAAUCAGAAGAUUUUCAGACUUAACUAUGUAAACUGUAGCACAUAUAACGCAGAUUUUGAUGGAGAUGAGAUGAAUGUCCACCUUCCACAAGAUUACUUAUCACAGUCAGAAGCACAGCUGAUAGCAAAUGCAGAUUGCCAAUUUGUAGUGCCAAAAAACGGCCAGCCAAUAAGAGGGCUAAUACAGGAUCACUGUCAAGGAGGAGCUUUACUUACGAGCAGAGAUACUUUUUUCACAAAAUCUGAGUUCUUCAACCUGGUGUACUUGUCAUUCAACUCAUUUAUAAGCACCAAUUCGUUGAUGUACCUGAGUAAGCAGGAUUUACACUUUGUGGAAGAGGAUAUUAAACUAGAUGUGCAAUUGCAUCAAUUGGCGAAAAGACUAAAGGUUUUAUCUGAUCCGUUCUCACGUAAAAUAACUAACAGAAACAUUAAAAUCCAUCUAGACCAACCAGCAAUUCUGUACCCAAAACAACUAUACACGGGGAAACAGGUGAUAACGUGUGUGUUGAAGACAUUAAUUGAUAAUAUUUCUGUUGGACUAGGAGACGGUGAAGAAAACAAUAAAUACAGGGGAAUUAACCUGCAAUCUAAGUCACAAACACCAGGAGAUGCGUGGGGAGGAUCAUAUGACGGAGAUAAGGAGGAAUCGACGAUUAUAAUUAGAAAUUCGGAAUUACUGCAAGGAGUGCUGGACAAAUCGCAGUUUGGAGCAAGUUCAUACGGUCUGACACACCUAAUAUACGAGCUGCUUGGCCCCAGAGUGUGUGGGAUGCUGCUAAACAGCUUUUCGUACCUGUUUACGUCAUUCUUGCAAAUGAGAGGAGCUACGUGUAGUCCAAAGGAUUUCUUGCUUACAGAGACUGCUGAAUCUGAACGUAAUAAAAUACUAAAAAGGAUAAAAUAUACGGGACUCCACUUGCAAGAGUUGUUUAUAUCACUGUCGAGAAAUACGGAUAAUAGUCUCCCCAACACUAACGGUGGUCAUAAUGGAUCGGUUAACGAUAAUCAAAAGUUAUUGGAUGAAUUGGUAUCUGAUUUUAGGCCGUUUUAUGAUGCCGUUAAGAAGUAUGUGUCAGACGUGAAACUUGGGAAUUUAGAUGGUUUAGAUUCCUUUGGCUCAUUUGUAGAGGUUCUUUUAACAUUGUUUUCCUCAAUUUCAAAGUGUAAUGAUAACAAAAAUGUUGAAGAACCUGUUAAGAAAUAUAUGUGUAAACUGAUUGAAAGAUGUUCAAAGGUGACUAAACUUAGGAAUUUGCUCUUACAGUAUUUUGCACAUUUACCCCCUGACUCGAAUUUGAAUUUGGUUCAGCUGAAAUUCCCAAAUUGGCUGGCUCAGUAUUCAGAUGUGGAUAAAACUGAACCUAAACAAGGUGAUUCUACAGAAUUAUCAAGCACACUGAAUAAAAAUGGACUAACGAAUGGCAAUAAUGGAGCAAAUUAUAAGUUGGGAGACUCAUAUAAUACAUGCAUGAAGUUUUAUAAAAUGGUGUGUAAUAGCCCAAGAGAGAAUGACCUGCUCUCAACAUUCGAUAGGUUCUUCCAGAAUAACAUAGUCUCAGUGUCGAGUCAUAUUAACGAACUGGUGGAUAACACAGUGGUUAAAUUCCCAAGAAACGGAUUUGCAACAAUGGUGUCAACGGGAGCAAAGGGAAGUAAGGUUAACUUUGCAAUGAUAUCCUGUGCACUAUCGCAACAGACAUUGGAAGGGAAGAGAGUGCCAGUGAUGCCGUCAGUGAGAACAUUGCCAUGUUUUGCAUUCGGAGAUUUCGGAUCAAGAGCAGGAGGAUUUAUUUCUGACCGUUUCCUAACAGGCCUGAGACCGCAAGAGUACUUUUUCCACUGUAUGUCGGGAAGAGAAGGUUUAGUAGAUACAUGUGUUAAAACGGCAAAGUCGGGAUACCUUCAAAGAUGUGUUUUGAAGGCAAUGGAGGAUGUGAUAGUGUGCUAUGAUUCAACAGUUAGAGAUUCAAACUGUAACAUAAUACAAUUUAAGUAUGGAGAAGAUGGAAUUGAUGUGUGCAAAAGCUCUUACCUGUCACAGUUACAAGACCUCCAAGUUAAUGAGAUAUACCAGUGGUCAAAUGAUCCAAAAAAUCUAAAAUCCUCUGAUCCCGAUUCAAUGGAGUUGGAUGAAAAGGAAGAUGGUUUGGAUAAUGGAGCAAGGUUGUAUUUGAGAAAUUGUGAAACUGGCACCUACAAUAAAAGUUCUGAAACUGAUAGUAAUUUUAAAGCUUACUACGAGAAGUGUAAAUGUGAGCCAGGAGAAGCAGUAGGAUGUAUAGCAGGUCAGUCAAUUGGAGAACCAGCAACUCAAAUGACAUUAAACACAUUUCAUCUGGCUGGACAUGGUGCAGCAAAUGUAACUCUGGGUAUCCCCAGAUUGAUAGAAAUCCUUCAAAACACUUCACACUGUUCCACACCCUAUUUCUCAGUUCCAAUUCUGGGAAAAAAUGAAGAUGAAAUUGCUGAGAACGCUGAAAACGCCAUAAAUGCACUGAGGAUGAUUUACCUGUCAGACAUUGUGCAAUCAGUGGGUAUGGAGACUAGCGUAUACGUGAACAAGAACUCAGAGAAGGAGUGGGAGUACGUAGCAACGAUACAAUUUGACGAUUUUAACCUGUUUAGGAAAGUAAUUGGGCAUUUUAAUACAAGAGACAUUGUUAAAGUGUGCUCAUACAAUUUACUUAGCUCGUUCAUGAAAAGAGUUAUGGGACAGAUGAUAGUGACAAUGGACAUCAAUGUGCCAUUUGAACUCUCAGAUAAGACAGACCAGCUAGAGGAGUUUUGGAACAUGUUUGUAAUGCAGAAACAGAUUGUGAAGAGGGAUAAACUAUCAACGAGAAUUAGGAAAAUGAUAUUAGCAAGUGGCUCAUCCAAUGAUAUUCCAAAGAAACGUGAGGCAGAAGAUAGUUUAGAGUCUGAAGCUGAUCUAAUGGAUAAAUCCGACCAUGAUUCUCACGAAGAAAUGGACGAAAGAGAAGAGAAGGAUGAGUUUGUUGAAGAAAGUGAAGAAGAAACUGAAAGUUCAGAAGACGAAUCAGAAGGUGAUGACGAAUAUGAGUCUGAUGAUGAUGAAGUAGAGGAUCAGGAAAAUGAAGAUGACAAAGAUUCUGAUGAAGAGGAGGAGGAAGAGGAAGAAGAAUGCAUGCCUUUAAAUUCGUCACAAUCAUCUUCUGCAACAUUGGAAGACGGUUCUAUGGAUUUGGAUAAGGAACCUGAUGAUCCUAAUUUAAUGAACCUAGAUGAACAAGAUGAUAUUGUGUCAGGAGUUGAUGACUUAAGUUCACCAUCUGCAUCCCCAACCAGAAUAAGGAGUGAAAGCUCAGGAAUUAAAUCAGGAAAUCAAAGAUUAUUCUCAAUUAAUAGAAAAGUUUUCCAAUUUGUUAAAUCGCUGGAAUUUUCUGAGGAAACAUCAACCAUGGUUUUAAAGUUUGGCUGGCCCGUGUUAAAAUGUCCAUACUUUUUGGAUCUCCUACCACUGCUAAAGCAGGAAAUAUCACAGCUGGUAUUGAGAGACUCGUAUGGCAUACGUCAAUCUAGGAUAGAAUUUCAAACUGUAGACGACAAGGAAGAGUACACACUACACUGUGACGGGACUAACUUGAAGAGGCUUUUUAUGCUGAAGGAUGGAAUUGUGGAUUUCAACCUCAUCAAGAUGAACGACGUGGCUACCGUUCUCAAGUACUACGGAAUUGAAGCUGCACGAUCAUGCAUAGUUUCCGAACUCCAAAAGGUCUUUUCCGUUUACGGUAUUAAAGUUAACUACAGACACCUCACAUUAAUAGCUGAUUUCAUGACUCAAAAAGGUGACGUUAGAACUUUUACAAGAUAUGGAAUGGCAAAACACACUUCUCCUUUGCUGCAAAUGUCCUUUGAGUCGACAAUGAAGUUUCUUAUGCAGGCUUCUCAGCGUGGUGCUUACGAUAACCUGAAGUCGCCAGCAGGAGGCCUGAUGGCUGGAAAACCAGUCCAUGUAGGAUCGAGUUUGUGUAGAUUAAUGCAUGUUGUUGAUUUGAAGAACAAUAAUAGCAAUAAACUGGUUCCUUUUGACGAUCAAUACCAGUUUUAGUUUAAACACUUUUAAUGCUAAUGUAAUUAUAAGGCUGUGAUA